This is a messenger RNA of Dentiscutata heterogama, 176 nucleotides long. Lineage: Eukaryota; Fungi; Glomeromycota; Glomeromycetes; Diversisporales; Gigasporaceae. The record is from the annotation of a GenBank genome assembly.
GCACACCUACUGGAACGGGUACCACGACUCAAUCAAGCACGACUUUCACUACUACAACUCACACAGGAAGUCCAACCAACGCUCCAUCACCAACAUCUGGUGCAACAAAUGCUUAUUUGGAUGGAAGCCUUGGUGCUAUGAUUGGAAUUGUAGCCUUUUUGAUGUCUUGGGCUUAA